This is a messenger RNA of Juglans regia (Persian walnut), 568 nucleotides long. Its product is annotated as LOB domain-containing protein 24-like. Bases 10 to 501 code for a protein of 163 amino acids. NCBI's taxonomy places the organism in Eukaryota, Viridiplantae, Streptophyta, Magnoliopsida, Fagales, Juglandaceae. The transcript has 2 exons. The record is from RefSeq and is a predicted model, not a curated record.
UUCUGAACCAUGAUCUCUGGUCGCUGUGCAGCUUGCAAGUAUUUGAGAAGAAGAUGCCCUUCAGAUUGCAUUUUCUCUCCCUAUUUUCCUCCCAACGAUCAUCAAAGAUUUGCUUGUGUUCACAGAAUCUACGGUGCCAGCAAUGUCGGAAAGAUGCUUCAGCAAAUCCCAUCCCAUGAUCUCCGAGCUAAAGCAGCAGAUACUUUGUAUUUCGAGGCGAAGUACCGAAUUCAAGACCCAGUCUAUGGCUGUGUUGGUAUGAUCACUCAGUUACAUCAACAAAUACACAAUGCAGAGAGUGAGCUUGCCAAAACCCAGGCUCAGAUUGCCUUCCUCAAUUCCAAUGAUCAUGCACAAGAAUCCCAAGUUCAGAACAUCGAAACCAAAUUACAUCCCGACUCCAACAUUUUAAUAUUGCCGGAGCAAAUCAAUGCUGCCGGCGGCCUGUGGUCCUAUGUUCCUGCCUCGGCCACUAGUACUGAUCAAACUUCUUGGUUUUAGUUAGUGUUGUUUUCAAAUACUAAAACAACAUGUUGGAAGCAAUGGAUUAAUUCAAUGCAUAUUAACA